Molecule: messenger RNA, 867 nt
Organism: Heterostelium album PN500
Lineage: Eukaryota; Evosea; Eumycetozoa; Acytosteliales; Acytosteliaceae
Exons: 5
Coding region: 1-867 (288 amino acids)
Source: RefSeq, a predicted model, not a curated record
AUGAGUGACAAUCUCUAUACAAAAACAACUGGUUCUAAACUUUACAAGUUUCCUGCCACUCACUUCUCAAAUAUACCUGUGCAUUCCACUGUUUAUAUCGCUACAUAUAGAAUCUAUGCUAAUAUGUAUACUGAAGAAUCUAUCAGAGCUUAUGCAUGUACCUAUUAUGGUUGUACUGAUGAUGAGCUGGAGAAUGUAAUAGAUGAAAAGAAAAAUAAAUCAAAAGCAAAUAGUCAAAAGAGACAACAAACAAAGAAUAAGAGAAGAGAAAAGUUGGAGGAGGCUCUACAAGCCAUUGGUUUGACUAUUAGAGGUGAUUCAGAUCUCUGUGCCAAGUAUAUUAAUGGUACUUUAAGAGGAUGGACUCUCAAGGGUGUAGUUCAUGAAUGUGCAAAGAUGAGAUAUUUUUUUGAUUAUUGUGGUAUGGGUAAUGAAAUUGAGAGAAUAAAGGAUAAUCGUUACAACGAUGGAAAGCGUGGUCAUUGGUAUAAAUACGAUGAUAGUCCAUUUGAUGAAGCAAAGGAUUAUAUGGAAAGCAAGUAUCCAAUGCCUGAGGUAUGGCCUUGGCUUCUCCCUAAGAUUGCAACUCCAAACAUUAAAAUCGAACCACUAACUACAAAUGAACCAAUUACUACAAGUGAACAACCUAACACAAAUGUGCCACUCACCACAAAUGAACCACUUUCUUCAAAUGAACCACUCACUACAAAUGAACCAAUUACUACAAGUGAACAACCCAACACAAAUGAGCCACUCACCACAAAUGAACCACUUUCUUCAAAUGAACCACUCACUACAAAUGAGCCAAUCACCACAAGUGAACAACCUAACACAAAUGAGCCACUCACUACAAAUGAUUCGCCAUAA